AUGGAGGCGAAACGAACCAAGAUCCGUGUCUUUCAGGAGCGCACUAACAAACCCUUAGAGUCUCAAUACCCAAUGACUAUGGUGAUCAGUAUACCAAGCGAAAUUGUCCCCCUUUCAACACCCUCGGACCCACGAGAAGCAAAGCCCAAAAUUUGUGUCUCGCAAGUCGAGGAGGCUACCACCCGUCGAUCAGUCCGUUACUCAAAGGCAGAACUUGGUCUAGUCGAGACUUUCAACCGUUGCCUGAACGAACCGUCGACCUACGAACUUCAAAUUGCUGCACUACAGAAUGCUACCUCCGUGCUCAAUGCUCAUAUCAUCGACUCUAGCGAGGUACUGGAGAAAUUGCGGGAGUUGUUAGCCAACCGCGAGAUGGAACCAGACCAUUACCAAUCGAUUCAACGCCAACGAUGGAUGGAGGAACGACGGCUCGUUGCUUCCGAACAGCUGUCAAAGGUCAUCCAACAAGAACACUUGCCACUACGACAGCCCUCGACUUCACAGGCUCGUUCUUCUCCUCCGAAAUCCACUAUCAACUUGGUCAGGUUUCUUGAAUCGCCGCGCCACCGUGUGUCUCUUCGGCAUAAGUACCGUAAACGUGGACCUACCAAGGAGAAGGCGGUUGAGAAUCCUGAGGUACCACAAACAUGCCACCAUGGCCAACCACGACCUCUCCUGCUGACCUCCACACCACGCCGACAUUUCGAAUUCGCGGUCCACCAAAAGCGAUCGGCGGUCUCUCCACCUCCACCCCCGUCUCCACCUCCGACUCUUAUUCCAUCAGCAACUUCACCUUCGUCCAUUUUGUCUCCACCCCCUCUCACUGCUGCCUCCACCUCCAGAUCACAUCCCGCCCUCCUCACCCCGAUCUCUGAAGUCAUACCACCCUCUCCACUCUCGCCCAGAGGUAUCGACGGCACGGCUACAAUCUGGAGAAGCUCCUUACGGCCGAAAGACGAAAUCCUCUCAGGUGCCGACAUCGAGGUGACAAUCCCGGAUUACGUCAACGACCUCCUCGCGGGCUUCGACGCGAACAACCCUCCGAGCAUGCGAUUCCGAGCGCUCUCAUCACCAACGUCGCCAAAUUCGGCUGGCGUUUCGACCUCCCCGUCCGGGAUGAAGUUUAAAGAGCCCGAACGUCCCGAGAAGGAGCCUAUCGAGAGCACUCCGAGGCCCAGAAAGCUCCGAAAAUCACCCUCUUACAAGCGGAUCAGCACACUACUGUCCUUCCCCGACGGCCUCGCAUCGCGGAAGCGUCUGAGUACGCCCAACUUGUCUUCGCAGCCUAUUUUCGAGGACGAGGAGCGGCUACCAGCGCCGCGGACCGGGAAACCGCUCGCGGUGUCUUUGUCACUGUCAGAGAUGGCGCGGUUGUCGUCCUCUUCUGGGGAGUUGAUCUCGUUGUCCGAGGUUCCGGAACGGGAGUCUCCUGUACCAGUUGUGGCCAAGGACAGGGACAGCAAGGGAAUGGGUUUCCGACGUCGACUUUCGGCGCUGAGGUUGUCCGCUCAUUGA
Messenger RNA from Cyclocybe aegerita, 1515 nucleotides. NCBI's taxonomy places the organism in Eukaryota, Fungi, Basidiomycota, Agaricomycetes, Agaricales, Hemipholiotaceae. The record is from the annotation of a GenBank genome assembly.